AUGGAAUAGCGAUUUAAAUAUAACGGUAGAGGAUAAAAGCCAUCUUCUAAUUAAAGCAACUAGGGGUACAAUAACAACAACAAUAAUAGCAAUAACAAUAACAAUGGAUCUUAGAUUUAAUUUAAAGAUAGAGAAAGAGAAGAAGAAGAGCAUUAUUACUAAGCGUAAAAUAAAAGAAGGUAGUAAAAAGUUUACCAAGAGUAUGAAACUAAGUAAGUUAAUUAGGACAACGGUAAUAACCAUCAAGCAUAGAAGAAUAAUCAAAAAAAUUAGCAAAGAGAUUAGAAUAAAAACAAUAAUUCUAAUAAUGACAACAGAAAUCAAAAUAAUGGAUAAAGGCAGAAUGGAAAAUAAAAUGAUUUUUACCCUAGAAAUUAAUUUAGGUAAGUGAAUGAUGAUUACGAUGACGAUGAAGAUGAUGAUAGCUCUUUCAAUAAUUCUAGAAAUAGCAAAAAAAAGAAUACAAACAGAAAUAACAAUCAGAACAGAUAAUAAAAAUAAUAUGAUAGCAGUGAUGAUGAUUACAGCGAUGGCAGAAGAAGAAAUAAAAGAGAGAAAAAAAUAGACCCAAAUGGACACAAUCCAAAUGCAAAUGUUGAUUAGCAAUACGACAGAUCGAAAAUUGAGCAUUAUUUUAACAGCAAAGACAUCAAAUUUAGUAAAGACAAAAGGUUUAAUAUCUAUCACUAAAGAGAUGAUGAAUACUUUCACAACUCUAAAAACAGAAACGGCUAAAAUAAAUUUGAAGGCAGCAGCUCAAACAGUAACCACCACAAUAAUUAGAAAAACAAUGAAGAAUUUGACAUCGACAGUAUUGUAGAUUAAGUUGAUUUUUAGGUUAACUUAGAUGAUAUCUUUAAAGAGACAAACAUGGAAGAAUAUGAAUGGAAUAACUUAUACCAAUUAUUUAAAUUAUCAGAAAAGAAAAACUCUCUAUUUUUCACAAUGUAAAGUGAAAAUCAAGUUAUUUUUGAUAAGCAAGAAAUGGAAACUGAAAUCUUUAAGCUAUUCUAGCAACUUGCAAGAGUUCUUAUUUUAUCUGACUUAGAAACAGCCAGUGAAAAAAAAAUUGACUAAAGACUGUGGGAUAUUUACAAAAAGAAGAUUGAGUAUAGCAAAAAGUUUAAACUUGUAAGCACAAAUAUCUAAGAUUAGCUCCAUAUUUUCGAUUCUAAGAUUUAAUUCUUAAGAGGAUUGCUAAAGGAUGUUAUUGAGAAAUACAAGUCUGAGCUAUGUUCUGAAAUCAAAUAAAAGAACUAAAAAAGAAGAAUAAUCGCUAAUUUAUGUUGCUACUUUGGAGAACUUAUUGAAUUGAAAGAGAAAGUUUCAAGAACAUAGACAGCUCCAAAUAUUAAGAACAUGCAUUUUGCAGCUGGUUAAUAUAUGAAAGCUAUUAGCAUUUAUCCCUUUUGUGGGAAGUUCUUUUUGGUCUUAGCAACUUUAAGUUACAUGAGUGAUGAUCAGUUUUCUGCAAUCUACUGGUGUAUAAGAGCACUUUGCAGUCAAUAAUCUUAUCCUUGUAAGGAAAAUUUGCAGGAAUUUUUAGAAAUAAACAGAUAAAAGUGCUACUAGUUUAUGCAGGAACAUAAUAGUUAUGGAAAGAUAGAUAAGAGAGAUACAUUUAAACUCUUCAUUUUACACUUUUUGAGUUUUGUUAACAUUGUUCUGACAAAGAUUGGAAUUGAAAAUAUGUAAAUACAUGCUCCCAUGUUUGAAUAUUUGCAAUAGCAUUUGCAACUUUUGUAAUAACAAAUUUAAUCUCAAUAAGAGGUAAGUUUGAAAGAUCAAACUACACUAUUAACCUAUGUAAUUAUGAUGGUAGUUUUUUCAUUAAGUAAAUUUCAAGAGUAUAUAAAGCUCAAAGAAGGUUAAGUUUUAGAUGUAAAGAUUCUUGAAAAUGAUAAUUUGGCUAGCAACUGUUUGAAAUACACUUAUGGAAUCCUGAAUAUGAUCCUUGAGCUUUAUGUCAAUUAUGAUGUACCUUAUUUUACUGAUUUAGUUAUUCCUAUAAUCUGCUAUUUCAUCUCUUACUAGGCUGUUUCUGAUUACCUUUUCACUAAAUUCUCACAUUUCUAAACUCUUUUUAACAAGAUUCUGUAAAAAACCAAGCAAAGAUUUGCUGAAUUUGAAAAGCACAAGCCUAAAAGCUACUAUGAAACUCUAUGCGACAACUAUUUGUGUGACACUGAAAUUCAAAUGAUAGGCUAUACACCAUUUAACCAUUACUUCGAGAACAACAAGGAUAAGUUUAAAAUCCUUGAAGAUGACUCUCUCUAAUACCCUCUUAAACUCUUUAUUAUCCUAGAUAAGCUUCCAAAAAUAGAGUCUUUCAAAAUUUUGGAAGAAGACGAAUAAGUUGAUUCAAAUAAACAAGACCAAGAAGAUUUCUUUUUCUUGAAAACAACUCCCUAAAAAGAAAGUAGUGCAUAGCAAGAUAGCAAGCAAUUGAUAAUCAUAGAUGGUAUGAAUGUUGCUAUCAGAUAUGGUUAAUCUACCUUCUGUGCUAAAGGCCUCCAGAUUGUUGUUGAUUUUUGGCUUAACCAUCAGGCUGAAGUGCUUGUAUUUUUACCAGAUUUCUGUUUUAGUGCUGAUUAAAUCGAAAAGAAAAGAUAGAAAUUCCAAAAAGAAAAAAUUCCUGAAAAGUUCAAGACUUUGCCAGACGAAGUAGAAACUUUAAUCAAGUUAAGAGACCAGGGUUAUGCUACAGGUAUACCAAACUAGAGCUAUGAUGACUCUUACAUGAUAGAUUAUGCAAGAAAGAAGAAUGCAUUCAUCAUGACUAAUGAUAGAUAUAAUGACCAUAUUUAGAACUACAAAAAUGAUCCAAAAUAAAUGGAAAUCGUUAAGUAGUGGAUUAGAAACAACUGUAUGAGCUUUACUUUUGUUAAGGAUGAGCUGCAACCUGACCCUGAUUUCAUAUAGAAAAGAACGAAAAUAUCUCUAGAAAAGCCCUACCAAUGA
Molecule: messenger RNA, 2961 nt
Organism: Tetrahymena thermophila SB210
Lineage: Eukaryota; Ciliophora; Oligohymenophorea; Hymenostomatida; Tetrahymenidae
Product: Est1 DNA/RNA-binding domain protein
Exons: 9
Biological process (GO): nuclear-transcribed mRNA catabolic process, nonsense-mediated decay
Cellular component (GO): telomerase holoenzyme complex
Molecular function (GO): telomerase RNA binding; telomeric repeat DNA binding; protein binding
Source: RefSeq, a predicted model, not a curated record